CACCGCGGGCGAACGAUGCUCACCGACGGCGGCGGCGGGGGCGGCGGCGGCGGCGGCGGCGGCGGCUCCUUCGAGGAGGACCUGGACUCGGUGACUCCGCGGUCGGGCCCGGCCGGGGCCUCGGAGCCGCCUCCGCCGGGAGGGGUCGGGCUGGGGCUCCGCGCCGUGCGGCUCUUCGGGGAGGCCGCGCCCGCCGCCGCCGCCGCCGCCGCCGCCGCCGCCGCCGCGGGACCGGCUGCAGCCGGAGCGGACGCGGCGCUCGAUUUCAAGCUGGCGGCCGCCGUGCUCAGGACCGGCGGCGGCGGCGGCGGCGGCGGCGGCGGCGGCUCGGGCAGCGACGAGGACGAGGUGUCGGAGGUCGAGUCAUUUAUUUUGGACCAAGAAGAUCUGGACAACCCAGUGCUCAAAACAACCUCAGAGUUGUUCUUAUCGAGCGCCGCCGAAGGAGCGGAUUUACGGACAGUGGAUCCGGAGACGCAAGCGAGGUUGGAAGCAUUGCUAGAAGCAGCAGGAAUCGGCAAGCUGUCCACCGCCGACGGUAAAGCCUUCGCGGACCCCGAGGUGCUCCGGAGGCUGACCUCCUCCGUCAGCUGCGCGCUGGACGAGGCCGCGGCCGCGUUAACCCGGAUGCGAGCGGAGAACAGCCAGAAUGCAGGGCAAGCGGACAAUCGCAGUUUGGCCGAAGCUUGCUCCGAUGGGGAUGUGAAUGCUGUCCGAAAACUGCUGGAUGAAGGGAGGAGCGUAAAUGAACAUACCGAGGAAGGCGAGAGCCUGCUCUGUUUGGCCUGUUCGGCCGGCUACUAUGAAUUGGCACAAGUGUUGCUCGCCAUGCAUGCUAACGUGGAAGAUCGCGGGAAUAAAGGGGACAUAACUCCACUAAUGGCAGCUGCCAGUGGAGGCUACGUAGAUAUUGUCAAACUGUUACUUGUUCACUGUGCAGAUGUCAACGCCCAGUCUUCUACAGGAAACACAGCACUAACCUACGCCUGUGCCGGGGGAUUCGUCGACAUCGUGAAAGAACUCCUGAAAGCGGGCGCUAACAUAGAAGACCAUAACGAGAACGGACACACUCCGUUAAUGGAGGCGGCCAGCGCGGGGCACGUGGAAGUCGCCAGGGUUCUUCUCGAGUACGGUGCAGGCAUCAACACUCAUUCUAACGAAUUUAAAGAAAGUGCACUCACGCUCGCUUGCUAUAAAGGCCACUUAGAUAUGGUGCGUUUUCUGCUUGAAGCUGGUGCUGAUCAGGAGCACAAGACAGAUGAGAUGCAUACGGCGUUAAUGGAGGCGUGCAUGGACGGCCACGUCGAGGUAGCCCGGUUGCUUUUAGAUAGCGGCGCCCAGGUCAAUAUGCCGGCGGACUCGUUCGAGUCCCCGCUGACCUUAGCCGCCUGUGGGGGACACGUGGAACUGGCGGCUCUGCUGAUAGAGAGGGGAGCCAAUCUGGAGGAAGUGAACGACGAAGGCUACACCCCCUUGAUGGAGGCAGCUCGGGAAGGACACGAGGAGAUGGUAGCCCUCCUCCUGGCCCAAGGAGCGAAUAUCAACGCCCAGACAGAAGAAACGCAAGAAACGGCCCUCACCCUCGCCUGCUGCGGCGGGUUCUCCGAAGUGGCCGACUUCCUGAUUAAGGCGGGCGCCGAUAUCGAGCUCGGCUGCUCCACCCCCUUAAUGGAGGCCGCUCAAGAGGGCCACCUCGAGUUGGUUAAAUACCUCCUAGCUGCAGGCGCUAACGUUCACGCCACCACGGCCACGGGGGACACGGCUUUGACGUACGCGUGUGAGAACGGACAUACGGACGUGGCCGACGUUCUGCUCCAAGCGGGGGCCGAUUUAGAGCACGAAUCCGAAGGUGGGAGAACGCCUCUCAUGAAAGCCGCAAGAGCCGGUCAUCUGUGCACCGUUCAGUUUCUCAUUAGUAAAGGUGCCAAUGUGAACAGGGCCACCGCCAACAACGACCACACGGUAGUGUCCCUGGCAUGUGCAGGAGGCCACCUGGCCGUGGUCGAACUCCUGCUGGCCCACGGGGCCGACCCUACACACAGACUCAAGGAUGGCUCGACCAUGCUCAUCGAAGCAGCAAAGGGUGGCCACACGAACGUCGUUUCUUAUUUACUGGAUUACCCAAACAACGUUCUGUCCGUUCCUGCCGCCGACAUGUCCCAGCUCACCCCACCUUCUCAGGAUCAAUCUCAGGUUCCCCGUGUUCCAGUGCAUGCCCUCGCCAUGGUGGUACCUCCCCAGGAACCUGACCGGGCCCCUCAAGAGAACUCCCCUUCACUCUUGGGACUUCAGAAAGGUACAGCCAAGCAGAAGCCAAGUUGCGUGCAGGUAGCAGAACAGAGCCUCCUACCACCUUUUCACCCAUACCAGCCCUUGGAGUGCAUAGUAGAGGAGACUGAAGGCAAACUGAAUGAACUGGGACAGAGAAUUAGUGCCAUUGAGAAAGCCCAGCUGAAGUCCCUGGAGUUGAUUCAGGGAGAGCCACUGAACAAAGAUAAGAUCGAAGAGCUCAAAAAGAACCGCGAAGAGCAGGUCCAGAAGAAGAAGAAGAUCCUGAAGGAGCUGCAGAAAGUGGAGAGGCAGUUGCAGAUGAAAACCCAGCAGCAGUUCACCAAAGAAUACCUGGAGACCAAAGGCCAGGCGGACAGAUCGGCUCCCCGGCAGCCGUCGUGCCCUCGGCGGGGCGGCUCCCCGGAAGGGGACGGAGGCGGCGGCCCCCUCCCCGAGGAUCACGUGGCGGCGGCCCCUCAAGUCGACGCCGCGUCCGCCAAGGACGAGGUCGAGGAAGACGAGGCUGAGGAGCGGCGGUCUGCCCCGCCCGCCGAGCAGAUCGAUUUUGUCCCCAUCCAGCCCCUGCCGCCUCCCCAGUGCAACUUUCCCGGUGACUUAGGUUAUAACGGGACGAAUGCUCUUGAACUCCAGAAAGUAUUAGGGAAUCAGCAGAAUGUAGGACAGCCACAGAUUGCUGGACGUGGGCAGGGGCUCUUAGUUCAAGAACCAGACGGAUUAAUGGUCGCAACCCCAGCACAGACGCUUACCGACACUCUUGAUGACCUGAUAGCAGCUGUGAGUAGCCGAGUGCCCGCCGGGCCCAACAGUUCCUCACACACUACAGAAUCCCCCACACCAGAGCCCUGUUCGCAGACUCCGGCCACCGCCGCGUCCCAGUCCGUCCUCCCCAUGUACCCUUCCGUCGACAUCGAUGCCCACACGGAGAGUAACCACGACACGGCCCUGACCCUCGCCUGUGCGGGCGGCCACGAGGAACUGGUGUCGGUCCUGAUUGCACGCGAAGCCAAGAUCGAGCACAGAGACAAGAAGGGUUUCACGCCCCUGAUCCUGGCCGCCACCGCGGGCCACGUCGGCGUAGUGGAAAUCCUCUUAGACAAAGGCGGAGACAUAGAAGCACAAUCGGAACGAACCAAGGACACGCCGCUUUCGCUUGCGUGCUCCGGCGGGCGUCAAGAGGUGGUGGACCUGCUGCUGGCCCGAGGGGCCAACAAAGAGCACAGGAACGUCUCGGACUACACCCCGCUGAGCCUGGCGGCGUCCGGGGGAUACGUUAACAUCAUCAAGAUUCUGCUCAACGCCGGAGCCGAAAUUAAUUCGAGGACCGGGAGUAAACUGGGCAUCUCUCCUCUGAUGUUGGCCGCGAUGAACGGCCACGUCCCCGCCGUGAAACUGCUGCUCGACAUGGGUUCCGACAUCAACGCCCAGAUCGAAACCAAUCGGAACACGGCCCUCACCCUGGCCUGUUUCCAGGGCCGGGCGGAGGUGGUGAGUUUGCUUUUGGACAGAAAGGCAAACGUCGAACAUCGAGCCAAGACCGGCCUCACCCCUCUGAUGGAAGCCGCCUCCGGAGGGUACGCCGAAGUGGGCAGAGUCCUCCUCGACAAAGGAGCGGACGUCAACGCUCCUCCCGUGCCUUCGUCCAGGGACACGGCUCUCACCAUCGCAGCCGACAAAGGCCACUACAAAUUUUGUGAGCUCCUGAUCAACAGGGGAGCCCACAUCGACGUCCGAAACAAGAAGGGAAACACACCACUGUGGUUGGCGGCCAACGGAGGCCACUUUGACGUCGUCCAGUUGCUGGUGCAGGCGGGCGCCGACGUGGAUGCCGCAGACAACCGCAAGAUCACCCCCCUCAUGUCGGCGUUUCGCAAGGGCCACGUGAAAGUCGUUCAGUAUCUGGUGAAGGAAGUGAACCAGUUUCCCUCUGACAUUGAGUGCAUGAGAUAUAUAGCAACCAUCACGGAUAAGGAACUAUUGAAAAAAUGCCACCAGUGUGUCGAGACAAUCGUGAAGGCCAAGGACCAGCAGGCCGCCGAAGCAAAUAAGAACGCGAGCAUCUUACUGAAGGAGCUUGACCUUGAGAAGUCAAGAGAGGAAAGCCGAAAGCAGGCCCUGGCGGCCAAGAGAGAGAAGAGGAAGGAGAAGAGAAAAAAGAAAAAGGAAGAACAGAAAAGAAAGCAGGAAGAAGACGAGGAGAACAAGCCCAAGGAGAACUUGGAGCUCCCGGAGGAUGACGACGAAGAGGAAAAUGACGACGAAGUGGAGCCGGAAGUCCCCAUCGAGCCUCCCAGCGCGACCACGACCACCACGAUCGGCAUCUCGGCCACGUCGACCACCUUCACCAACGUGUUCGGGAAGAAGCGGGCCAACGUGGUGACGACCCCCAGCACCAACCGGAAGAACAAGAAGAACAAGACGAAGGACACGCCUCAGAACGUGCAGCUCAUCCUGCCCGACCAGCACAUAUCCCUCGCCCAGCAAAAGGCGGACAAGAACAAGAUCACGGGGGAGCCGCGCGGCGGGGCCGGCGGGAACAGCGACUCCGACAACCUGGACAGCACGGACUGCAACAGCGAGAGCAGCAGCAGCGGCGGCAAGAGCCAGGAGCUGAACUUCACCAUGGACGUCAACUCGUCCGGCGAGCGCAGAUACGCGUCCCUGCUCCUCCACUCCCACGAAGAGAAGCCCGGCGCCAACGCUGCCACGGCCAAAGCUCCGACCAGGCUCGAGAGCGAAGCCAACCCCGGCUCCCUGUCGACAAACUACAAGUCGGUCUCGCUGCCACUGAGCUCUCCAAACCUCAAGCUAAAUCUCACCAGCCCUAAAAGGGGGCAGAAGCGAGAAGAAGGUUGGAAAGAGGUCGUGCGAAGGUCGAAGAAGCUGUCCGUCCCCGCCUCGGUCGUGUCGAGGAUAAUGGGACGAGGUGGCUGUAACAUCACUGCCAUUCAGGAUGUCACCGGGGCCCACAUCGACGUGGAUAAGCAGAAGGAUAAGAACGGCGAGAGGAUGAUCACCAUAAGGGGCGGCACCGAGUCGACCAGGUAUGCCGUGCAGCUCAUCAACGCCCUCAUCCAAGACCCCGCCAAGGAGCUGGAAGACCUCAUCCCGAAAAACCACAUCCGCGCCCCGGCCGGCACCAAGUCGAUCCACGCCAACUUCCCGUCGGGCGUCGGCCCCCCGGCCCCGGCCUCCAGCAAGCCGGCCUUCCCGCUGGGCGCCCCGCCCCUGGUGACCUCCCAGGCCCCGACGCUCUCCACCUUCCAGCCUCCCAGCAAACUGAACAAGAACGUCCCGGCGAACGUGCGUUCGUCCUUCCCGGUGUCUCUGCCUCUCGCUUACUCCCACCCUCACUUCGCCCUGCUGGCGGCCCAAACUAUGCAACAGAUCCGGCACCCCCGCUUGCCCAUGGCCCAGUUCGGCGGCACCUUCUCGCCCUCCCCGAACACGUGGGGCCCGUUCCCCGUGAGACCGGUGAACCCCGGCAGCGCCAACGGCUCGCCGAAGCACACCGGCGCGGGGGCCCGCCUGCCCGGCCAGACCAACGGGAGCGUCCUGCCGCCGGAGGCCCCCGGGCCGGCCCCGCCCGGCUGCCCCGCCCCCGGGCCCCCGGCGGCCACCGUCGCCGCCUCCUCGUCCUCCUCCUCCUCGACCUCGUCCCAGCCGCCGGGCGGGACGAGCAGCCGGACCCCCUCGUCCGUCCGCAAGCAGCUGUUCGCCUGCGUCCCGAAGACCAGCGCCGGGGCUCCGGUCGCCCCCACGGCGACCAGCGCCUGCGGUGCCCCGCCUCCGGCCGCCUCCGCCCCCGCCGCCGGCGGGCAGGUCCUGACGGCCUUCCUGCCCCCCAGCGCGCCCCAGCCCCCGCUCUCCGGACACAAGACGGACUCUUUCCCGGCCGGCCCGGCGCCCAAGGAGAAGGCGGCCCCGCCCGAGCCGGCCCCGGCCGCCGGCAACCCGGGGCCCCCGGAGGGCCGGCCGGCCGGCAGCCCCGCCCCGCCCGGCGCCCCGCAGGAGGAGGCCCUGCCGGCCGGCCUGGCGGAGCCCGGCCCCGGCCCGCUGGCCUUCGCCUCCCACCCCCAGCCCACCCCGCUCAGCCUGCCCUCGCCCCGCCCCGGGCCCGCCGAGCCUCAGGAGGCCCCCGGCCUGGCCCAGCUGGCCGUGCCGGCCCCGCGCGUCUCGCACCGGAUGCAGCCCCGGGGCUCUUUUUACUCCGUGGUCCCCCAGGACCCGCAGUCCAUCUUCGUCACCAACCCGGUCCCCCUGACGCCCCCGCAGGGCCCGCCCGCGGCCGUCCAGCUCUCCUCGGCCGUGAACCUGAUGAGCGGCUCCCAGGUGCACCUCAACGCGGCCAGCAAGCCCCUGCCGCCCACCUUUGGCCCGGCCUCCCUCUUCAAUCACUUUAGCAGCCUCUUCGAGAGCAGCCAGGUGCCCGCCAACCAGGGCUGGGGCGACUGCCCGCUGGCCUCGCGCCCGCCGGCCGACCCGUCCUUCGCCGUGCAGUCGACCUUCCUGGGCGGCUCCGUGCUCGGACACUUGGAGAGCGUGCACCCCGACAGCUCCAAGGCCCCCGGCUUCCGGCCGCCUUCCCAGCGCGUCUCCACCAGCCCGGUCGGGUUGCCCUCCAUCGACCCGUCCGGAAGCUCGCCGUCUUCCUCUUCGGCUCCCCUGACCAGUUUUUCCAACCUUCAAGGCACCCGGGUCUUUCUCCAAGGGCCCGCGCCGAUUGGGACUCCCAGCUUCAACAGGCAGCAUUUUUCGCCCCACCCCUGGACGAGCGCUUCAAACUCAUCUGCCUCCGCGCCACCCACCCUGGGCCAGCCCAAGACCGGCAGCGCCAGCCAGGACCGGAAGGUCCCCCCUCCCAUCGGGACGGAGCGGCUCGCCCGGAUCCGCCAGGGAGGCUCCGUGACCCCCACCCCUCUGGGAACCAACUUCACGGCUCCGGUCGGACACAGCGGCAUCUGGUCGUUCGGCGUCAACAGCGUGUCGGAAGGCCUGUCGGGUUGGUCCCAGCCCAUGAUGGGCAAUCACCCGAUGCAUCAGCAGCUCUCGGACCCGGGCACCUUCUCCCAGCACCAGCCGAUGGAAAGAGACGACUCGGGCAUGGUGGCUCCAUCCAACAUCUUUCAUCAGCCCAUGGCCAGCAGCUUUGUGGAUUUCUCUAAAGGCCUGCCCAUCUCCAUGUACGGCGGCACCAUCAUCCCCUCGCACCCUCAGCUGGCCGACGGACCGGGCGGCCCCCUGUUCAACGGACUGCAUAAUCCCGACCCCGCCUGGAACCCCAUGAUCAAGGUGGUCCAGAACUCCACCGAAUGUACCGACGCCCAGCAGAUUUGGCCCGGCACGUGGGCGCCUCACAUCGGAAACAUGCAUCUCAAAUAUGUCAACUGAGUUUAGAAGGUCUUUCCUCUUUAGCCUUGCUCGGGAAGCCUAUGACCUUGGAAGAACCCUGGGGAUUUUUUUAAAUGUGCCUAACUAAGCAAUUUUCUGUGUGGGCUUUAACAAUGGAAACCCGAUCGCCCAUUGUGUAAGAACAAAUUGAUUUACCUAUCCAACUGAUUCUGUUCUCCGGUUAGUUUAGCCAUCUCGAACCUAAAAUCAGAUGAACUUAGUGCUUCUGGCUAAACAGUACUGAAUGCUACUUGUAUGCAGAAGAGAACUAGAUGAUUACAUGAUUUCACAACCUUUUAGGGUGGUAAAGACAUGUAUAAUUGUUUACAUACUUAAAAGGAAAAAGUUGAGUAAAUUUCAUGUCGUAUAGUGGCUCCACUUUAUGUAGCCUGUAUUAAUGUGAAAUAUUUACCUGAAUAUUCAAUAAAAAGACGAACAGUAUCGA
Ornithorhynchus anatinus (platypus) is the source of this 8125-nucleotide messenger RNA. Its product is annotated as ankyrin repeat and KH domain-containing protein 1-like. The record is from RefSeq and is a predicted model, not a curated record. Gene Ontology annotation, cellular component: cytoplasm. The transcript has 34 exons. NCBI's taxonomy places the organism in Eukaryota, Metazoa, Chordata, Mammalia, Monotremata, Ornithorhynchidae. Gene Ontology annotation, molecular function: RNA binding; protein binding. Gene Ontology annotation, biological process: innate immune response. The coding region runs from base 16 to 7680 and encodes 2554 amino acids.